AGCAUUAUUGCAAGUAUGUGUAUGUUUUACAAAAAUUAUACCGUAUAUUUUAAUAUUUCUUCUUUUUUUUUAGGUGAUACUGUUACUAUUGGAGAUGUGUCAUUUACACUCAAAACUCCAAAGAGCCCAGAACUUGUGCCUCUGAACUACGUGUCAGACAGUGUGACCCAGUCUGUAGUCCAACAUCUAAGAUGGAUAAUGCAAAAAGACCUUUUGGGGCAAGAUGUCUUUCUUAUAGGCCCCCCUGGACCUCUUCGACGCUCUAUUGCUAUGCAGUACCUGGAACUGACCAAACGUGAGGUUGAGUAUAUUGCACUCUCGAGGGACACCACAGAAACUGAUCUCAAACAGCGCAGAGAGAUACGAGCUGGGACUGCUUUUUAUAUUGAUCAGUGUGCAGUCCGUGCAGCGACAGAAGGCAGAAUCCUUGUGUUGGAAGGUUUGGAGAAGGCAGAGCGGAAUGUCCUGCCUGUGUUAAACAAUUUGUUGGAGAACAGAGAAAUGCAGCUUGAAGAUGGGCGCUUCCUUAUGGCUGCAGAACGUUAUGACAAGCUGCUACAGGAACAUACUAAAACUGAGUUAGAUGCAUGGAAGAUUGUUCGCGUAAGUGAAGAUUUUCGAGUGAUAGCACUUGGCCUGCCGGUACCCAGAUAUUCUGGUAACCCAUUGGACCCUCCUCUUCGUUCUAGAUUUCAGGCAAGAGAUGUUUAUCAUCUACCAUUUAAGGACCAUCUUAAGCUAUUAUACUCAAUUGGAUCAAAUGUUUCUACACAGAGAAUCUCUCAGCUCUUGUCUUUUGCUACAACUCUCUGCUCCCAAGAAUCUUCUACACUGGGACUCCCAGAUUUUCCUUUAGAUAGUUUAUCAGCUGCCGUUCAGAUUCUGGAUUCCUUCCCUAUGAUGUCAAUCCAACAUAUAAUCAAAUGGCUUUACCCAUAUGACAUUCUACUAGGAAAGGAAGGCAGGACUGCAGUAGAAAAUGCAUUAAAACGUUUUGAGCUCCAGGAUUCAGAAAGUCCUUUGCUUCCCAGUAGGAUUAUAAAAGUGGAAAGAAUACAUGGAAGCAAGGCUUUACAGGCUGAUGUAACUGUUCAGAUUGCUGAAAAAGAAGUGAAAUUCCAGGUCCCAGCUGGUACUAGACCUUUACAAUUGUGUUCUGAAUCAGACACUUUCAUAAAAACUUCCAGCCAUAAGCAGCUGUUGGCAGAAAUGAUGCAGUCACAUAUGGUUAAGGAUAUGUGCUUGAUAGGUGGAAAAGGCUGUGGCAAAACAGUUGUCGCUAAAGAGUUUGCUGAUAUGUUAGGAUACAACAUAGAGCCUAUUAUGCUGUAUCAGGAUAUGACAGCUCGAGAUUUGGUGCAGCAAAGGUAUACUCUUCCUAAUGGAGACACUGCUUGGAGACCAUCCCCACUUGUUACUGCUGCGUUGGAUGGAAAGCUUGUUAUUCUUGAUGGCAUUCAUCGUGUCAAUGCUGGUACUUUAGCUGUACUACAAAGGCUAAUCCAUGACAGAGAGCUGACUCUUUAUGAUGGCACCAGAUUAUUAAGAGAAGAUAGGUAUCAAACUUUAAAAGAAGAACUGCAGCUGUCAGACAAGGAACUACAACAGAGGUCCAUCUUUCCUAUCCAUUCCUCAUUCAGAAUAGUUGCCUUGGCAGAACCUCCUGUCAUAGGAAGCAGCACAAAACAGUGGUUGGGCCCAGAGUUUCUAACUCUGUUUAUGUUCCAUAAUGUUAAGUCCUUAACCAGGAAUGAAGAAAUUCAAGUUAUUAAAGAAAUGAUUCCAGAUGUUCCCAAGGUUGCGGUAGAACAGUUGUUGUCAUUAACACACAAGCUUCGAGAGACAAAUGACCCCACAGCACAGUCACUGGCAUCAUCUUUGUCCACACGACAGCUAUUACGAAUUUGCCGUCGCCUAUCACAGUAUCCAAAUGAAAAUCUCUACCAUGCUGUCAAUAAAGCCUGUCUUUCCAGGUUUUUGCCAAACCUUGCAAGAUCAGCUUUACAUAAGAAUCUGCUGGAUUCUGGGAUUGAGAUAAACCUGGAUGAUAUUAGGAAACAAGAGGAGAAGGAUUAUAGUUGUGAAAUACAUAAUGGGUUACUGAGAAUUGGAUCUGCCACCAUGCCUGUUUAUAAUCCCAGUGAGAAAAUGAAAGUGCCUGAUGUUCUGUUUUAUGAGAACACCCAGCAUAUGAUGGUGAUGGAGGAUAUGCUAAAAGACUUUUUGCUGGGAGAACACCUUCUUUUAGUUGGCAACCAGGGUGUGGGAAAAAACAAGAUUGUUGACCAAUUCCUUCACCUGUUAAAUAGACCUAGAGAAUAUUUACAGCUGCAUAGAGAUACCACUGUACAGAGCCUUACUUUGCAGCCUUCGGUUAAAGAUGGACGUAUUACAUAUGAAGACUCACCACUGGUGAAAGCAGUCAAGUUGGGGCAUAUUCUGGUUAUCGAUGAGGCAGACAAAGCACCUACAAAUGUUACCUGUAUUUUAAAAACUCUUGUGGAAAGUGGAGAAAUGGUUCUGUCAGAUGGAAGGCGCCUUAUUGCCAAUCCUGCUAAUAUAGAUGGAAGAGAAAAUAUAAUAGUAAUUCAUCCUGAUUUUAGAAUGAUAGUACUAGCAAAUAGACCUGGAUUUCCGUUUUUGGGUAAUGAUUUUUUUGGCACACUAGGGGAUAUUUUUAGCUGCCAUGCAGUUGAUAAUCCCAAACCGCAGUCUGAACUGGCUAUGCUUAGACAGUAUGGACCGGAUGUUCCUGAGCCAAUCCUUCAGAAACUGGUAGCUGCUUUUGGAGAACUGAGAAGCUUGGCUGACCAAGGAAUUAUUAACUAUCCUUAUUCAACCAGAGAGGUUGUAAAUAUAGUAAAACAUUUACAGAAAUUUCCAACUGAAGGACUUGCAAAUGUGGUUCGAAAUGUGUUCGACUUUGACUCCUACAAUAAUGAAAUGCGUGAUACUUUAAUCAGCACUUUGCACAAACAUGGGAUACCUAUUGGAGCAAAGCCCACCAGUAUACAGCUGGCCAAGGAACUACCAUUACCAGACCAUACAUUUAUGGGCUACUGGAGAAUCAAUCAAUCAGGGAAUGCAAAGCCAAAACUACUGUGUCCAACGGAAACUCAUCAGUUAAAUAUAAAGGGUCCAGUAUAUUUAAAUAUUCAGGGAUUUCCACUGGAACGUUAUGAAGCAAGGUCCCUCAGUUUCACAGAAGAACUUGCUUUUUGGACACUGCCUUUGAAUGAGGUUAACUUGGUCUGCGAUGUUGCUGUAGCAGAAGAUGAGACUGAAAACAUACUUUAUGUGGCUACAUGCAAUCCAGUUUCCUUAUAUUUCAUGAAUGUAUCUAGUAAAAAGGGAUACUUUGUGGAUUGUUAUGACAUUUUCCCAAGAACAGUUGGAAGUAUAUGGCAGCCCUUUGUGACUGUGGCACCUCUGGGAAAUCCACUGAAAGGGCAAGUGAUUCUACAUGAAGAGCAGAGUAAUGAUGUCUUGUUGCUCGAUACGAACACUGGUGCCAUUCAUCGACUUUUACUCUCGCCAGAUUCCCAAGAGGUUCCAAAGCGAGCAUCCUGGUGGGGCAACAAGGAGGAGCCGAUCAGUCACAAAAUGUGCAGAGAGUUUUCACAUAAAAACUGGCUUGUGUUCUACAAAGAAGGAGGAAACCACCUUAUUGUUCUAGAUGUACUAGAGGGUCAAACUCAUACUAUCUCCCUACCUAUCAAUAUCAAAUCAGUUUUCUUAGUGGCUGAAGACCGUUGGCUCUUGGUUGAAAGCAAACUAAAUCAGAAAUUUCUUUUAACCAAGCCAGCACAUAUGGUAUCUGAAGAGAGUGGAGUUUGCCAACUGCAUGCAUUGAAUGAAGACCCCGUUGAGAAAGGUUUUGGUUUAACAACAGCUUCAGAUUUGUGUGCGCCACACACAGUUUCAAGUGACCAACUAUCUUCAGAAAACCUAAGUGUAGCUGUGGGACAGAAGAUCAGCUCUCCCAACAGGAUUCUUUCGGAUGUACAUAAUUAUGCUACUAUUGUUGUUGGCUUCCCAGAACUUAUGUCUCCUAAUGAAGUGUACAGCUGGAAGAGAGAGACUUCACUGGGGAGCAGGCAUGCCUCUCCUUCUGAUCCAUUUUACUAUGGAAGGCGCAGUCAAACCGGAGUUGGAAAAAAAAUCAAUUGUGUGACUUUAUUAGCUUCUAAUCAGAUAGUCAGAAUUUUAGCACCUGGAGACAUACCUUUGAAAGAACUUUAUCCAAAAGAUAUCACUCCUCCAGAAACAGCUGGAUAUCUGGAAGUAACGGAUCUUAACUCAAAGAAACUGAAAUACAUCCCUAUUUCCAAAUCAGUGUCUCUCUCUCCAUAUACAUCCUGGCUGUCAAAGAUCUCAGACACGGAUGUUCUCCUGGCACCAUUGGGCAAAGUGGGUUUGGUUACAGUGGAUAUGGGAGGCAGUGUCAGGCUUUGGGAGACAGGACUUGACAGCCUACAGCGCUCUCUGCAGGACUGGAAAAACAUGAUUGGACAAGAAGAUGGUAGACCCAUGCAGAUAACCAUUGAGAGAGACAGUGGUUUGGAUGUGAGCACCCCUAAGCAUGGAAAGGUAGAUUUAGACAACAUGCCCCAUGUUGGUGGAAACACAUGGGCUGGUGGAACAGGUGGGAGAGACACGGCAGGGCUGGGCGGCAAAGGUGGGCCCUAUAGACUGGAUGCUGGCCACAAAGUUUACCAGAUAUCUCAGGCUGAGAAAGAUGCUGUUCCUGAGGAGGUGAAGAGAGCUGCAAGGGAGAUGGGUGAAAAGGCCUUUAAACAGAGAUUAAAGGAGAUCAAGAUGAGUGAAUAUGAUGCAUCUACUUAUGAAAGAUUCUCUGGAGCUGUCCGAAGACAAGUUCAGUCUCUACGAAUUAUCCUAGAUAAUCUGCAGGCCAAAGGUAAGGAAAGACAGUGGCUGAGACACCAAGCUAUUGGAGAGCUAGAUGAUGCAAAAAUAAUUGAUGGGCUAACAGGAGAAAAAGCCAUUUAUAAACGAAGGGGAGAACUUGAGCCAGAACUUGGGAGCCCACAGCAGAAGCCUAAGCGUUUGCGCUUGGUAGUGGAUGUUUCUGGCAGCAUGUACCGGUUUAACGGGGUAGACAGUCGACUGGAGCGCUCCAUGGAGGCUGUCUGCAUGGUCAUGGAAGCUUUUGAGAAUUACGAGCACAAGUUUAAGUACGAUAUCGUUGGACAUUCAGGAGAUGGCUUCAACAUUGCAUUGGUUCGGAGUGACAAAGUUCCCAAGAACAAUAAGCAAAGAUUAGAGAUUCUUAAGAUCAUGCAUGCCCAUGCUCAAUUCUGUAUGAGUGGAGACCAUACUCUGGAAGGGACGGAGCAUGCGGUUCGUGAAAUUGCCAAAGAAGAGGCUGAUGAAUACUUUGUCAUAGUCUUAAGUGAUGCAAACCUUGAGCGAUAUGGUAUCCCACCAGCAAGAUUUGCCCAGACCUUGACCGUUGACCCUCAAGUUAAUGCUUUUGCCAUAUUCAUAGGAUCCUUAGGAGACCAGGCAGACAGGCUGCAGAGGAUGCUACCAGCAGGCCGGUCUUUUAUUGCCAUGGAUACCAAGCAGAUCCCCCAGAUCUUGCAGCAGAUCUUUACAUCCACCAUGUUGUCCAGUGUCUAAGAAGUUCCUGUUACUAUUAAUGAUUGGCUAUAGUAACAAGUAUGGUUCUGAAACAAGCUGCCUGGUGAAAGACAAAAUCAGCUCUUGUUGAAGAAAAGAACUAAAAAAAGUGAUAAAUAUAAUUUUCAUAUUGAAAUAUUACAGUCCUUAAAUCAAAACACCAAAAACAAUGCUGUAGCUUAGAUUUUGGAAGAAAUCUUACAGUAUAGCAAUCAAGUGAUUUAAAAUUCUGUGUUCAAAGGAAUCGGGGUUACAGUGGGGUUAAUGUAGAGCACAGGACAUCUGUGUCAAAGGAACAGAUACCAGACCAUUUGUGACCAUUCUAACUGAUGUAUUGUCAGUAGAUCUUUAGGACAGCAUCAUUUUCCUGUUUUAUUAGCAGUGUUUCCGGAGGUUGAAUACCAAGUUAUUCUGCAAUGUGCAAGUCAGACCCAGUUAAUCUGCCUCACUGUUAUUUGUGCUGUGAUUAGAAUUAGAAAUGCAAGUAAUGUCACAUUCAAACAAUACCGCACACCAAAAAGGAAGGCCUGCCUUCCUUUUUUAAUUCCCUUCUUGUCCUGAUCUACAUCCAACUUUUGCAAUUGGUUGUCAGGAACAACAGAAUAGUUUGGAAGCACAGAACAUUGCAAUGCAAACAUAAAUUAUUGGAUCUGGCGCACAGCUCAGAAUAAAGCUGAAAGAAGUUAUUUUUUUCCUGGAAAGACAGUGCUGAAAAGGGUCACAGUGGUCUAAGGGCUGGUUUAUACUACUACAGAAAGUCAGCCUAAGUUAUGGUACUUUAGUUACGUGAAUAACUUAGGUUGACUUAGUACGAUGUCUGCACUGUGCUGUGUCAAUGGGACACAUUCUCUCACUUAACUUCUCUUAAUAUUCUCAGGAGGUGGAGUACACAUACCAGUGGGAGAACUUGACCAUCGAUUUAUCAUGUCUUCAACAGACCCACUAAAUUGACACCUACUGCAUCAAACAUAGCAGUGCAGAUCAGUCGAUAUGGCCUAAGACCCACAAAUGAACAUUUCCAAAAGCCAUGAUCCUCCCAUUGCACGAUAAGAGAUGGUGUCUAGUUUCUCUGUUACCAAGAAUCCUAGGAAAGGUCUCUUCCCCCAAAGGCUGGAUGUGCUCAUAGGUUUUUUUACUUUUUGCUCUUUCUGGUUUGGUUUCUAAAAUGUGAAGCUGGAAAGCAGAUCUGUGUAUCAGGAAAAAAAACUUUUUAAUGGGGAAGAAUAAAAGGAAAAAAGGAAAAAUAGAACAAAAAAGAGUAAAAGUAUGCUUUGGGAUUUUUUUUGAGGAAAUCUGUGAUUGGGGGUUUUCUUUUAAUGCAGCACACUCUCACUCUGUGCAUCUUUUCUAUUGUAAGUAUUUUUUGUUCCUCUCCACAUUCUCAAACUGGAACUCUUGGUUUGGAAUGAAAUUGGUUGAUGUUCGUAUUGCACUCUGAAGAUGAAAAUCCCUAGAUAUAGGCUAACUAAUAGUACUUUUGCAAUCACUGUGCUUCAAGAACACCAGAAUACUUAAGCAAUUGAAUUCAUCAUCCUACCACAAGUAACUGUUAACUCUCAUCGCCACCAGUAAAAUGACUGUUGCUCCAUAGUUGAUUGUUAUAAAGAGAUCAAAGAUGCAAGAAAGGCACUGUCUCCAGUCAUCCUUAAAAGUUAUGAUAAUUCACUGCAAAAAUGGGUUUCCUAAUUCCUACCAGAUUUCUAACUGCAUUAAAGAUGCUUUGUGGGAGGGAUGAAGGACAAGAUGGAGAGAGAGCAUCUGUGUGUUCCUUCAUUUGUACAUAACAAUCGCUGUUUUUAAAUGUACCAUAAUGCAUUUUUGCUAGUCUUGCCAUUUUCCACCAUAUCGAUCUCACAGCAGCAUUAUGGACCCAGUCUGUAAGAUGGUGAAUAUCUUCAACUUUCCUUCAAGUACAAAGGCAAGCAAGAGUGCUCAGCUUCUCAAAGAGUGAGGCGGUCCGGGCUCAAUGCACAAAAGGAACUAAGCCUCUAAGUCCUAAUUGUGACUCCACUGCAAAGCACCAAAUUCCUGCCUAACCCUGCAGAAUCUGAAACUCACUCAGCACCUAACGUGUCAGGGCAAAAGUUCCCUAGGCACCUAUGUUUCGGUCUCUGGGCAUGCAGUCAAAUACUGAUUUCCUGCCUAAGCCCCAGAGCAAGUCACAAGAUAGGGAUUUGACCAUCUAAAUUGUGUGUGGGACCCACUACUGUAGGAGUGCUCAGAGGUCUUGUUUUAGUUGUUUCACUCUGGGUAAUUAAUACAUGAUGGAGCAGGGGGCCUGGAUUUGAGGUUUGCCACUUCGCAGGUGAGUAUUCUUACCCCUGGUUGACAGAGUCAUGCUCCCUCUGGCUCAGCGAGAGAGCUUUAAAAUAGUGAAGUCUGUUUCUAAUUUGCGGCUUUAUGAAUAUCUGUACUUCUGUAUCAUUGAUAUUAGUGUGUGAUAAUUACAGUGUGCAGUCUAUUACAAACAAUCUCAAAUUCUGACUUACCACCAUAGCAAUAAUCCUGGCACCAGGAUUGAGAAAUAAUUGUUCAAACUAAACUCUGUAGAUAAAUCUAAUUCAAAAUGAAUUUAAAAACUGAGCAAUCCAAGCAACACCCUGCUGGCUGUGAAGGAAAAACAUUUUUCCAGCAUUUGUUAGUGGUGCAAUGAGGACAGUGAUGACAGCAACUACAUAAAUAAAUAUAUGAAAACAAAUAUGAUUAUAUAAGCAUCUUAGUCCUAUAAUGUCCCUAGCCUCUAUUUGCUAGAACCUGGGAAUGGUUGAUAGGGAAUGGAUCACUUGAUGUUGUUCUGUUCACUCCUCCAGGGGCAUCUGGCAUUGGCCACUGUCGGAAGACAGGGUACUGGGCUAGAUGGACCUUUGAUCUGACCAAGCAUGGCUGUUCCUAUGUUCUCAAAACUCUGAUUGUAUCUGCUUUAUUGUUAAAGAUUCUUACAGUUAGGAAAAUACUUUUCCCUUUUAAAAUACAGUAACAAGAUUUUAUUGUACUUACUGUAGACCACUUGAUUGUACAGAUCCGUGGUGUAACUCCAUUUACUUCAGUGACCCGAUUAACUUUAUAAUAAAGAUUAAUGAUAUAUCUUUUGGGGACACAGUAAAGUUUAGAUUAAAUUUUGAACUAACAUUUUAAAAAGAAAACAUAAGGGUAAAUAUAUUUACAAAAAGUAUGUAUCAUAUCACCACAGAUUACUAAAAAUGUUUACAAAUUAGCGUAUUUGAUAUUUAUGAUAUUUAUUUAAUUAUGUACAGUUUUCUCAUCUGGAACAAUGAAAUAAGUUGUUUUAUUUUGUUUCCAGCCUGCGUCUAUUCAAUUUUGCUUUCAGGUUCCAUGUAUUAACAGCAUGCUACAUCAGUUGCAACCCAAAUACUUCAAGGGAAUGUUCUUAAAGUAUUUUCUAAUGGUAUUUCAGACCCCCACGCCCUCCAAAAACCCAUGAAAUUAUUUCAGUUAGUUCUUCAUUUCUGGGAUAUAUUUGACCUAACAGCAUUCCUUUACAUUGUUACAAUGUGAAGAGAAAUUCCAUCCUGACUCCCUUUAACUCACCUGCUUUAAUAUCCAUCACUCUGGCAUUGAGAAAUCAGAAUAGCAGCUGUUUUUCCCUCCCUCCCUCUAGAAUUUACAAACAUGUUUUCUGUUGCUCAGCUACUCAAUAGAAGAGGUUAGCAAAAUCACACUGGUCUUUGUGUCUUUAGAUCAUGACAGAGCUUUAAUUUAAUUAAAAUGAUAUGAGAAACGUUGGUUAGCUGUUCACUUCAGCACUGCCUGUUUAGCUUCUGCAUUUAUUAAUAUUCCAGAGUCCACCAAAGCAUAUGUAUCGAUUCCCUUAAAUUGCUAUUUGAUUCAAUAAGACCUGUCAUAUCUUAAAAGGACAUAAGAUUCUCAUUUUCUCACUGUUUAUUAUUAUACCAUCUUAGAAGUUUGAAACAAAUAUAUUUUUUUACUGAACUGUCAUUGCUUUGUUGCAUGGGUAUUGCUUGUUAUUGUAGGGUUCUGAUUUACUCCCAACUAAUGUAACAUUAGCAUCUAUGCUUAAGUAAUCCUAACUACCUCUAAUGAUUCCAGUUUUUUAAUUGGUUUCCAUUAAAAUCAUUAAAUGGUUGCGUGUCUAAAGUGUAAUCAUACUGACUAUUUGUUGUGUUUCAUUUCAAGCAGCAUGAGGCAGUUUAAUGUGUUUAUUACCAUCAGGAUUAUGAUGCAUAUUUCAGCAAAUGGUAUAUAGAGAACAGAGAAUGUAUUCCGUUAGACUGUGAAAUGCAUUAGACAAGCACAUUUAAAAACUUAUAAGCAGCCUUAUAUUGUUACUUGUAAAAUGUCCUGUACUAAUAUAAAGUAAAGUCUGAAAAGAUUAAGACCAGGUUGUUAAUCCUUGACACUAAUUCCAGCAGUGUUGUUGUAGCCAUGUUGGUUGCAGCAUAUUACUAAGACAAGGUAAGUGAAGUAAUAUCUUUUAUUGGACCAACAUUGGUUGGUGAGAGCAACAAGCUUUUCUUCAGCUCUGUGCAGUCUUGAAAGCUUGUCUUGCUCACCAACCAAAGUUCAUCCAGUAAAAGAGACCCCACACACCUUGUCUGUGACCCCAGUCCAUCAUUCAGUUAUGUACUUUGAAGUUUAAGUAGCUACAGUCAAUCAUAUCUAGCUUAAUUUCUUUUGCAGACAUGUAGAAACCAUUAUGUAUAUAAUGUUAUAGCUCAGUCUUCAUUUGUAAAGUUUCAAUACAUUUUUAAAUUUAAUACACUGAUAUAAGAAAAAAUAGAAAGACAGGAACAUGAAUUGGAGAAUGGCUCCUGUCUUCAAGACUGGGAUCUUACCCACGAGUUAGGCUACUGUGUAUAUCUGUAAAAUAAACUUCACUGGUGCUGUCAGGUUGGGGACAAAUCUGAGCACUAAAGAUCGUAUUUUUUUAUGCAGAGACUAUGCUCUUUAAAGUCAUGUAUCAAAACUGCUUGAACAGUUGUGUUACAUGUGU
Molecule: messenger RNA, 10615 nt
Organism: Pelodiscus sinensis (Chinese soft-shelled turtle)
Lineage: Eukaryota; Metazoa; Chordata; Testudines; Trionychidae
Source: RefSeq, a predicted model, not a curated record